UAAACACUAUUAAAGUUUUUGCUCGAACACGAUGAAUAAGGACAAUACAUUUUUCAAAAAUUUAUACACCAAUUCUAUUCAUAAUAUGCAGAGCAAGAAGUCAUCGCAUUGUGGCUCCAUGGAAGCGAUUGCCCUGCCUCGGGAGAUGAAUAGUUCUCCUGAGAAUAUGCGCGAGCAGAAGAAUAGCUCUCCUGAUAAAAUGCGCCAGCAGAAGAAUAGUUCUCCUGAGAAUAUGCGCGAGCAGAAGAAUAGCUCUCCUGAUAAAAUGCGCCAGCAGAAGAAUAGUUCUCCUGAUAAAAUGCGCCAGCAGAAGAAUAGUUCUCCUGAUAAUAUGCGCCAGCAGAAGAAUAGUUCUCCUGAUAAAAUGCGCCAGCAGAAGAAUAGUUCUCCUGAUAAUAUGCGCCAGCAGAAGAAUAGUUCUGAUAAUAUACGCCAGCAGAAGAAUAGUUCUCCUGAUAAUAUGCGCCAGCAGAAGAAUAGUUCUCCGCAUAGUGUGCGCCAGAUCUCGUCCCGUACUAAUGUGAUGGGUAAAGGACCAAAAAAGCAGGACGUCCAGGAUGAUCCACAAUGUUCUUGUAAAUAUCCUCAGUGUCCGAUUAAAUUGGGGAAGGGGUCCUAUCGUGUUCAGGCCUCACCUUCAAAAAACAUUUAUCAAGUUUAUUCUUCGAAGUCUCAGAAAGUGAAGAAUCCUCAGAAGCAGUCAAGUCAAAGCCCCUCGACUGGUUCCAAUAACUCAUAUGAUUCCGAAAUCUGGUGGAGCAGCCCUCGAGAUGAGGAGGCUGAAGGAGAAGAAAAGAAGAGUGUGUCUUCACCCAUAGGAAUUAGCUUCCCUAGAGCUCCAUCUCAUGGCAUUAUUGACUACGACGGCGCUAAAUUUACCAGUAGUUCCAGCUCUAAGAGCUCCAAGUCAAAAAAAUCCCAUAUGGCUGUUAUUCCUCCAAGGAAUGGCGCUUUUCUCAGAGCAGCAGCACGCUCGCAGAUUGAAUUUCAAAAAACCAUUGAUGAAUUUAUGCUUGAGGUUGGGUCAAUCAAAUCGAAGGCGAAGUCAGGGUUGCCAACCAAAUUAUCUUAUGGAGAGACUAUGAAUGCUAAGAAUACAAUGUUCGAAAAAGUACGGUCAAUUAACCAAAGUUCCCAUAAGCCCAAAGACUUCAAAGUCAGUGCCCAAGAGUUAGUAAGCUUCAAGAUUAUUGCUCCGUUUAUCCAGAAAUUUCAAGAAAUUUGUCUGAAUACUAUGAAGGAUUCAUUGGCAUUAACAAAGGAACUUGAAAAGAUCCCCAAAUUGAUCAGCGAAAUUUACGGGGAGACUGUAAUGGAGUAAAGCGAUCCGCUUCGUUCGUUUAAAUAUUUACACAUUCUGAUUUUUAUAUUCUGUAUAAUAAAGAUUGG
Molecule: messenger RNA, 1389 nt
Organism: Drosophila rhopaloa
Lineage: Eukaryota; Metazoa; Arthropoda; Insecta; Diptera; Drosophilidae
Exons: 2
Coding region: 32-1321 (429 amino acids)
Source: RefSeq, a predicted model, not a curated record